AUGGCCCAAAUAUGGUGCCGAGUGAAGCUAAUAUAUCCUACAUGCGAUCGACCCCUAGAACUCAUCUUUGGUACAACAGAAUAUAAGACAGCAAUUGAUAUUUGGUCUAUCGGUUGUGUCUUAACUAAGCUGCUUUUGGGGCAGCCACUGUUUGCUGGAGAAAAUGCAGUUGGUCAGCUUGUAGAGAUUAUCAGGGUUCUUGGUACACCAACUCGAGAAGAAAUUCGAUAUAUAAAUCCAAGCUAUAAUGAUUUCAGGUUUCCCCAAAUUAAAGCACAUCCAUGGCACGAGGUUUUCCAUAAGCAGACGGAAAACCCAAUGCUGCCUCCCAAGUGGUCGCCCUUUUGCCCUUUCUUCCUUCUUUUAACUUUAAACAGGAGUUGUCUGGAGCAUCACUUCAGUUGAUCUACUGGCUAAUUCCCGAGCAUGUUUAGAGACAAGCUAGUAUGAGUAUUCCACAUUUUGCUGGGACGUGAUUAUGUUUAUUGUACUCGUAGUGGUGUUAAUGGGUAUGCAGCAAACAAAAGGCUCUCUGUAUUAUGAUCAAGUGUUUUUGCCAUAGUUUGUGGUUUUUGACGCCCCAAAAAUAUGUUAGCAUGUAAAAUGGUUGUUAGGGUAAACUGGAAAGUUCGAAUGUAUAGACGUUCGCUGAGUAAAACGAGUUUUCAUCACUUCUGUAUA
Messenger RNA from Olea europaea var. sylvestris, 681 nucleotides. Its product is annotated as shaggy-related protein kinase eta-like. NCBI's taxonomy places the organism in Eukaryota, Viridiplantae, Streptophyta, Magnoliopsida, Lamiales, Oleaceae. The coding region runs from base 1 to 405 and encodes 134 amino acids. Gene Ontology annotation, cellular component: cytoplasm. Gene Ontology annotation, biological process: signal transduction. Gene Ontology annotation, molecular function: protein serine/threonine kinase activity. The record is from RefSeq and is a predicted model, not a curated record. The transcript is spliced from 6 exons.